ACUAGUAGAACAACCUAUUGAGCAUAGUAAGAAUGAUUUAGACAUUUAAAAAAUUAACCCUACAUUUUGAUUGAGAUCUUAUGAAUAUUAUUCAAUUAUCCUUUAUUUAAUCAUAAAAUAUAUGAGUGAUAUCGGUGAAGGUUUUUAAAGUCGAGUGUUUUCCCAACUUAACAAUAAUGAUCCGGUUCGGAUUGAAACUGGGUAUUGCAGCAGGUUCCACUUAUUACACAGUGGAACAGGGAGUGUGGAAAGACAGUGAUACAACAGAAAAAAUUUAUAAUAAUAUCAGUGAAUUAGUUUCACCGUAUAUUACUCAAGUAACAAGUCAAUCACCAAUUAAAAUUACAGAAAUUCCGACACCAAGUGUAGCUGUUGAUCGAGCACCUGCAUAUUGGAAUAAAGCUGUAAAUAAGAGUUGUAUAUUUUUAUGGCAUUUACCUGAAACCGUAUAUGAUAAGUCCGCUUCUUUAUACAACCAAUUAGUCACAAAUCCAGAUUUUUCAAAAUUAGUAUCAUUCUCAAGUACUAAUGAAGAAAAUAAACAAAAUUAAUAAAUCAUGAUAAUUAUCAAAAUGUAGUCUCAAUCAAAUUGUAAUUUGUUGUUUUUAUUUAAUAAAAAAUAUAUUGUGAAUAUAAA
This is a messenger RNA of Chrysoperla carnea, 637 nucleotides long. RefSeq names its product MICOS complex subunit MIC13 homolog QIL1 (gene QIL1). The record is from RefSeq and is a predicted model, not a curated record. Bases 177 to 551 code for a protein of 124 amino acids. The transcript has 3 exons. Gene Ontology annotation, biological process: cristae formation. Lineage: Eukaryota; Metazoa; Arthropoda; Insecta; Neuroptera; Chrysopidae. Gene Ontology annotation, cellular component: MICOS complex; mitochondrial crista junction.